Molecule: messenger RNA, 2488 nt
Organism: Megachile rotundata (alfalfa leafcutting bee)
Lineage: Eukaryota; Metazoa; Arthropoda; Insecta; Hymenoptera; Megachilidae
Product: NUBP iron-sulfur cluster assembly factor, mitochondrial
Biological process (GO): mitochondrial respiratory chain complex I assembly; iron-sulfur cluster assembly
Cellular component (GO): mitochondrion; extracellular region
Molecular function (GO): ATP-dependent FeS chaperone activity; ATP binding; 4 iron, 4 sulfur cluster binding
Source: RefSeq, a predicted model, not a curated record
GCCGAUCGAGAGACUUCUGCUCCUUUCCUAUCCGAUAACGAUCAUCGUGUUACCCGACUCGAUAAUCGACCCAAACUUUUGGAAAAGGUGAGACACUCCUCGCGAACUGAUUGAAUAUUAAAUCGUUAUAGCUUAUCGCGUGCACUACGUAGAUCCUCGGUAACAGGCCUAUGAGUAUCGCACAGGACGGUAACGAUCUGGAGACCGAUUGGCGAGAUAGCGAAUUUAUUACCGAAUGUUUGUGCUGGCACAACGUUUAUCGACAAAGACACAACGCGCCUCCUUUAACCAUGUCGCCACAGUUGUGUGAGUACGCUCAAACAUGGGCGAAUCAUUUGGCCCAUACCAACACCUUUUACUACAGAAACGAUCGACAAGUGGGACAAAAUCUUUACUGUCGUCCCGGAGGUGCCGUUCCGACCGAUGUAACUGGACAAGAUGUUGCAUCCUAUUGGUACUCGGCGGUCAAACAGUACGAUUUCUUGAAGGAACCCGACGUUUUACACGCCAACGUAAAUGCCGGUCAUUUUACCCAAUUAAUUUGGGCCAAUAGUCGUUACUUCGGCGUCGGUAAAGCUCGCAGCAGAAGCGGCAAAGUGAUCGUCGUAGCCAACUACCAACCUGUUGGCAAUAUAUCUGGCCAAUUUCAAAACAACGUAUUGCCACCUUUGCCCGAUAACGUUAACGUCCCUUUGUCGCUGCCGCCUCAACGAUCUACCAAAAUAUUUCGCGAAGAUUAUAUCGCGUCGGAUUCUCCGCCACCAGCUUCGUCUUCCGUACCCUUUUCGGAUACCGCGUCUACGGAUAGCGAUCGUUCUUCCGUUAGUUCUACGCAAUAAUACAGACGACCGAAUUGCCUUUUCUGCGUUUGCACGCGUCGAUGGGAUAGGCGUUGACCGGAUGCGUUCGAUCCUCCUCUCUUCUUCCUCCUUGCUUCUACGACCUUCUUCUUCUUCCAUCCUCUUUAUUUACCUUUCUAUCCUUCCUCUUCGAAUCGUUGCUUUAUAAGCUACUUAUUAUACUACUUAUAAGAGAAUACGCUUACGCGAUGCAACUCGUUAAUUUAAAAAUAGUUUAAUUAGGUUAACACACACACACACGCACACAGUUCGAUCGAAGACGCGUCGCGUUAAGGAGAAGGGAGAAGAGAACGAUUUGAAAAAAAAAUUGGCGUGCAUACUUCGUAGAACAGGCAUAAACGAUGGUUCUAUAACGGCGAGAACUCGUUAUUACCUUUUCAAGUGCUUUACAAACUUAAAAAUCGUCUUGGUGCUCGCUCGCAAUUUCUGCGGUAAAAUUGCGCAUACUGUUCGGAGCUGAGAAGAUUGUUACGUUCUUGUACCGUCGUCGUACUACGUUUUUCUUCCGAUACAAACAUCAACGGAUCGCGUAAUUACCCCUUGAAAUCUUGCCCCUAUUCCGUCCCGCGAGUAAUCUUUUCGGUUCUCUGCAGUAUCGUACGUGAUACGUUGUCUAGUUAAUCGUUAACUGUUAACUAUUCCAGACAACCGUUCCAAAGGACCGUACGUUGGGACGGAUAUCCAUGGAAUAGACAAAAGUAGUUGUAUUAUCGAUCUGGCAGCAACUUAGUAUCGUUACGAUGAUAUAUCGUGUAUUACCAGUAUUUAUAUACAUACGUAUGGCAUGUAUGCGUAUGUGCUACUAGUCGGACAACGGAUUAAUAGCUUAGCGCGUUAACGCUUCUAUCGUUGCGUUAUUAUCGGUUAAGAUUUUUUCUUUACGAUUAUUAUUCCUUUUUCCGAUACCGUCCUCUUCUUUCUUCUUAGUUUUCUUUUUCCUUUCAGCUACUCGUAAGACACGCGCGCGUACUUGUUAACGAUUGAAAGGAACGACCGAUGACAAACUUGUCGUGUUAUUCGCGUUUGCCGAACAUAAUGUAUCCUCGCUUAGAGAUCCGAUAGCGUAGAACUGUUGCUCGAAAAGAGAACGAGACACCGAUAAUUAUUAUACAAACGUUAUAGCUAACUACAACAUUUUUCUGAAAUGUUUUUUCACUUUUUCUACUGCCCAAAACGCGAGCAGUUGAACAAAAUAUAUUGUUCCUAUUAACGAUUCCGAUGGCUGGAUUAAAAUUACAGCUUUGCUGUGGAGUAGCUAGGCCUAGAAAAGUGUUCGCACGAUAAAUUUAUUGCUUCCGAUUCGUUCCAGUCGAAUAGGUACGUUUAACGUAUACCGUAAAGAAAAUUCUUUCGAUAAUUAUUCUAUACGAAUACUGCCACCAGCGGUCAUAUAAAAAACGCGAGCAGUAAAUGAACGAAAAGUAAACGGUAUGCUCGGAAUAUUCGUACCUUCGAUCGGAUGCGAAUAGAGAUCGAUUACGUUCGAAAAUAUCUCAAAAUAGUUAUACGAAUAGAUAAUGUGUUACUUUGACUGAAUUUUUAAACAAAUAUCAAGGCGAUCUCGGCUUCGAGUGUUGUUGUUGUUGUUCUUACUGCAUCGACAUAAUAGAACGUUCUUCGAAUAAAAA